AUGGCUGCAAUCGACGUGAAUGAACAACUCAACCAAAUUCUGAAGAAGUCGCAAGCACCAGCUGAAAACAAGAUUCUCCCUGAUGAGAUCGCAGCUUUGACCUCGGCCUUUCUUGCUAGUCGACCUGAUGCAAAUGACAUACGACCGAAGGCCUAUGUGGUGCUUUCUGCAAUAUGUCAAGGCUACAGAAACGCGACGGAAGCAGAUAAGGAAGCAGAAGCUGCGACGAGGUCGAUUACCAGCUUGUUCCAAUCAAGGAUCGUAGGGUUGCUUGGAGAAACCGACGAAACCUCCCUCAUAACGGGAGUUUGCUCUCUAGAAGCCCUCUUUCAAGUAGAUCCCAAGGCGGCGUCUGUGAUCUUCAUACAGGAUGGGUUGGUCGAAAAUCUCAUGGACAGUGUGGACCUCUCCCCUUCUGCUUUGCUCUGUCAGGAAGUAGCCCAUCUUCUGGGUCAAGCAUGUGGACACAAGGCAUGCCGGGCGGUCGUCACUCCCAAAAUCAUUCGUUGGCUAGAGUUUAAGUCUCGACAAUCGGAUGAUCUGACCUUGCGUGGGGCUUCUUCUGUUGCACUCAUCAAAUUAUCCAAAGGAGCAGGUUCGGACGCGCCAGAGGAUGGUACUGCAGAAGUGCGAAUUGGUCAGACGGAUGAAUUGGCGCAGACCAUGGUAGAUAUAGUCGUCUCAGGACAAAUCGCCUCUGCCGUUAAUGCAGUUGAAGGACUAGCCUACCUCAGCACCGAUCCGACUGUCAAGGAAGACCUCGCCAAAAACCCUACCUUCCUCAAGCAACUUUUCGCUCUAGUUCCUUCGCCAAAGCGUACCUCCACGAUUAGAAAAGGCCUGGAUGCUACGCUCAUUUAUGGUAUUAUUGUCGUCAUUUGCAACAUCACCGCUUUCCGGCCCCGGUUUAGUGAAGAGCAGAGUCAAGUGGAGAAACUGAAGCGAAUGGCGAAGGCUGGUAAGGGUUCGUCAGAUGCAGCAGAAGUAAAUGACAUCCUGGACAACGAUGAACACGUGAAGGCACGGAUUCGCUUGCUUAUUUCCGCUGGCGCCCUCCCUGUCUUUCCAGCUGCGAUAGCCUCUUCCGACUCUCCAAGCGUGCGGUCACUCGUGGGUAAAACGCUGCUCAGUAUCGUGGAAGACAAGGAAAAUAGAGGGAAGGUGCUCCAGGCGGGAGGAUCCAAGGUCUUGCAGACGGUCAUCAAACAAGCCCUCUCAUCACAGUCAGAUUUAGGCAAAGAUAAGUCGUCUACUCUCGACGCCGCUGAACUUGAAUCCAUCCAAGCUCUCGCCAAACUUGCCAUCACCUCCGCACCUGUCCAAGUUCUUGGACCGAAUAUUGGCGCGAUGUACGACGUGAUUCGACCUUUUUCCAUUCUUCUCCAGCACCCGUCUUCGAAUCUGCUACAGAGAUUUGAGGCGAUCAUGGCACUCACAAACCUUGCAUCUUACAGUGCAGAUUUAGCCUCGCGAAUUGCGAAGGCUGAUGGCCUGUUAAACAGAGUGGAACUCUUGUUACUGGAAGACCAUACGCUAAUUCGCAGAGCAUCCGUUGAACUGAUCUGUAAUCUUAUUGCCGGAUCAGAUGAGACAUUCGAACGCUACUCUGGAGAAACUUCUAAUUCUGCCAACAAGAUUCACGUCCUACUGGCCUUGUCAGAUGUCGAAGAUCUACCAACACGACUAGCAGCAUCAGGUGCUCUGGCUACUGUCACAGCAGCGCCGACAGCUUGCAACGCCCUCAUCUCCCUCCAGUUUGAGAGGCACCGUUUCCUUCCCAUCAUGACACAACUCAUCGAUCCGUCUGCCCUCCCUAGUUCCGUUGACGAAGAACACCCAUUGGAGACAGACCCGGGCCUUGCUCAUCGAGGGGUUGUAUGCGUUACCAACGUUUUCAUGGCCGUUAGUGACUCGAAAAUUCGACAAAGAUUGUGCAAGGAGGCACAAGAAUCAGGAUUGCUGCAGGCGUUAUCCCAGUUAAUCAAAGGGCAAGGAGUUGUGACAGAUCCAUCUAUCGUCCAGCAAGCUGCGGGAGCGAUCAAGGCACUUCUUCCACAGUAG
Cyclocybe aegerita is the source of this 2061-nucleotide messenger RNA. NCBI's taxonomy places the organism in Eukaryota, Fungi, Basidiomycota, Agaricomycetes, Agaricales, Hemipholiotaceae. The record is from the annotation of a GenBank genome assembly.